Messenger RNA from Galleria mellonella (greater wax moth), 2535 nucleotides. Its product is annotated as lysozyme-like. The transcript has 3 exons. Lineage: Eukaryota; Metazoa; Arthropoda; Insecta; Lepidoptera; Pyralidae. Gene Ontology annotation, molecular function: lysozyme activity. The coding region runs from base 107 to 538 and encodes 143 amino acids. The record is from RefSeq and is a predicted model, not a curated record.
CAUUUAAAUAUAAGUACGUUACGGAUUGUAAUCCUUGACAUAAAUUACCUACUAGGAACGUACGACCAGUCAGUUAGUUUUAUAAGCUCAAGAAAAACAAUACAAAAUGUAUAAAAAUAUUGUUACCGCGAUAAUUAGUAUGAUUUCAAUAUGUCAAGCUCUAAACAAAACCUUCACGCAAUGUGAACUGGCUAUAGAACUUAAAACACAAGGAUUUCCUGAGAAUCAGCUAAAAGACUGGGUGUGUAUAGUAGAAGCGGAAAGCUCCCGUCACACAUUUGCGAUUGGUGGACCAGACGAAGACGGAUCCUUCGACUAUGGACUCUUUCAAAUCAACGAUCGUUACUGGUGUAACAACGGUAGCAACCCUGGGAAAGGAUGCAACGUUAGAUGUAGAGAUCUUCUAAGCGACGAUAUCACCACAGCAUCGAUAUGUGCCAAAACGAUUUACAAACAACAAAAUUUUAGCGCUUGGCUCGGAUGGGUGAACGAAUGCCAUCACCAUAUGCUACCAAAUCUCAAUUGUAAAGGAUUGUGAAAUCAAAAUCGAUAAUAGUAAUAAUAUUUAUUAUUCUCCACAACAUACAUAUUUCAUAUUCUAACAGAACUUUAUUACUUUACAAUAAAAAACCAAAAUUAGUUUUAUAACAAAAAGCAAACUACAACUUUUAGGUAUUAUAUUUAUUUAUGAGCAUAAUAAACUAUUUUACGAAAAAAAGUAAAGUGAAUAUCACACUAAUAACAUAUAUAUUAUGUAUACAUAACAAAUACAAAAUUUAGAACAAUCUAUUAGCUUAUUUCUAAUUGUUGUGCCGUUCAUUAUUUUAUUUAACAAUAUUUUAUUAAUAAAAAAUAUAUUUAAGUGUGUAUAUCAAUUGUCUAGUAUCUAUAAAAUAAGCUCGGCUUAGUUUAGGACUAGAUGACGCUAUGAAAUGUAGGUAUAUUGCAUUUUUUAUAUAUGGACGUCUGCUGCUAAAGAAAGAGGUGUUUAAAGCUUUAAAUUUGAUAAUUAAAUUAAUAAUUCCAAGUGAAAGAACAAUUUUAACUUCUAACUAUUAAGUUGCAUGGCUGAAAACUACUCGCUAAACUGGGCUAUGGAGUCAAUGACAUUUUGCUUCAUUAUAUCACUGGGUAGAGUAAAAAAUUACAAUAUAUAAAAUAGUUGCGUACACUAUUCGACUAAACUACAUGUCUAAGUAUGAUUUCAUUUCUUUUGAAUCUGCUCGAGUGACUGUUAUAUCCCAAUCCCAAAGUAUUCCUGUGAGAAAUAUAGCACAGAUAGCGCUAUAUUUACUAAAUAGUAGAAAGAUACUAUUAUUUAGUGAUAGAUUUUUUAGAAUGGGUUUAGUAAUUCCAGAGAUUAUUCCUCACAAAUAAAUCAAAUCUAUAAAAUAGCAAUAUUACACUAGACACGGUCAUGUAUUUGUACAGUACAUAUAUUGAGAAAAUUAACAAUAUCACUAAAUAAAAAUAUGAAAAAAUAUAAUUAUUGCAUAUUAUAUUGUUUAACAAAAAAAAAUGCUAUUACUUAUGAAAUUAAAUUGCAAAGUUAAUAUGUUAUAGGUAAACAUUAUUUUUUCUUUAACACAAAUGUUAUGGACAUAAAGCUAAUGAUUUUAAUACAGUAAUAUGUAAGUAUUAUAAUAAAAUAAAGAAUAAUCGUAGUUUCACAUUUUAUUUGCAAGUUUCUUAUUUAUUUUUUAAUGGAUUGAUAUAAUACAGAUACAUAUAAUUAUUGGAAAUAAUGACAUAAAUAAUUGUAGAAAAUUACACCGAGUUAAACACGAAACUGUUAUUUAUAAAUACCAACAUACAAAAUUGAUUGAUACGUUAUAUAUUUUACCUGUAGAAUAAUACAAUCAAUAUUAUAUGCAAUAGUUAUAAUAUUAUAUUAUAUAUACUUAAAUAAAAUGAUAACAAAAUAUCUAUAAAAGAUAAUAAAAUACAAUCACAACAUGUUUCAUUAAUGUAAUACAAUUUCUGAAGAGAAAUUCAUAAAAAUAUACGAGAUUCAUAAUAAUUAUCACAAUAUUAUUUAGACUUAGACUAUGUCAUAGUAAAAUUAAAUUUGAUUAAAAUUAUAUGACGACAAUAGUUUAGCAGUUCAACACACCAAACACCUUCUGAUAGUUGCAGAUUUUUUCUUAUAUGUCUCUUAUAUCAGUUUUUUUGUACUUGUAGUACAAACUACAUAAUUGGGGGCUAGAUGGUGUGACAUAAGUUUAAGGAUAAUUAACUAUCAUAUAAUUAUAAAUAAUAGUCAUUGUGCUUAAAUUAAUAAUUGAAGUGUACAAAAAAAUACUCUUUAAGGUAAGCAAUACUGCUGUUUUAGUAAUACUUUCUUGAUACCUGUUAAAUUAUAUCAGUAAUUUAUAUUUUUCUUUUAUAAUAGUUUAGGAUUUUAAUAAAUACAUAUUAUAAAACAAUGAAGUAGAUCUACUUCAUUGUUUUAUAAUAUGUAUUUAUUAUUUCAUUUGUAUUUUAUAUCGUCAUAGUCAUAGAAUACUGACGGAUCUUUAUAUGGUAAUCUUUGUC